UAACAUCAGAUUCUAUUUCUUCUUCGACUAUUAAAAGUGAAAUGUUAAAUGGACCUAUACAGAAUUUGGCAAAACUUUUAAAUCCGUCGAAUGCUUUGCCGAAUGAUAUCAAUGCACUUUUUAGUGUAUUACAAGUGCUCUCGCCUAAUGGUGUUUUUGUUCUACCAGAAACACCACAAGUUUUACAAAAAUCAUCAAAUUUUCCAGUUGAAGAUAUAAAAGCCGAACCACUGGACCUCUCUGUUCACGAGAAGAUUCCUUACAUUAGCAAUGAUAAUAAACUGGUAAUAGAUCGAGCGGCGAUCGGCGAUCGUCAAAGCGAACGGAAUUUCAACUACUCUCUCGGAAUAUCAUCUACCCAAACUACGCAAAUUAGCACAGCUCAAAGCAGUAGCUCCGAAAGAGAGAUCAACAAAAGAACGUACAAAAAUUACAGUCCAGAGCAACUAUUGCUGGCUAUAAAAACCGUAGCCGAACAGAAAAUGUCACCCACGGCGGCGGCGGAAGCGAAUGGCAUACCCUCCAGGACUCUUUACGAUAAAUUGACGAAAUACGGCAUACCGACUCCUAAAAAAAGGAAAUCCGAUAAAGUUACAAAACCGAUAUCUUCGCGAGGGAAGAACCCAUGAAUCGAAAGUUUGAAACACGAUAGAGCGUCUGAUUCGUGUGAAUAAGCAUCAAGUUACAUUUUGUAUAUUUUAAUAAUAUAAAUAUAUAUGAUAUAUCUAUAUUAUCGGAUAGGUUUUGUAAAUAUUUAUGACAAUCUUGUUAAAAUCGGAUUACGAAAAGUUUAAUGGCACUUCUUAAGUAUUAUUGUUUAAUUUAAUCCUGACUCUUCCGAAUUGACAUUGAUGUAUUGUGUCUAUAGACUAAUGAAAAGAAUUAUUGAUAAAUAACUGUUAAGUUUACGAUACUCUGUUCUAAGUUCGCUUUUACUUUUUAAGUAAUUGAUUUACAAAGUUACCAUUUUUUUUUCAUUUCUCAAGUAUUAGAAAAAAUCCUACUUUUUAUUACGAGCUUCAUAAUCGAGUAAAGUAGAAUAAUUGAAUAUUUUUGAUAUUAAUUUAAUAAAAAAUGUAUGUAAUAGCAAAGAGUUAAUUCUGUAGCACCAUAAGAAUCGUAUUCAUUUUGAGCAUUCGAGCGAAA
Trichogramma pretiosum is the source of this 1146-nucleotide messenger RNA. RefSeq lists its product as uncharacterized. The record is from RefSeq and is a predicted model, not a curated record. Lineage: Eukaryota; Metazoa; Arthropoda; Insecta; Hymenoptera; Trichogrammatidae. Bases 42 to 629 code for a protein of 195 amino acids. The transcript is spliced from 3 exons.